Messenger RNA from Pelmatolapia mariae (spotted tilapia), 2125 nucleotides. Its product is annotated as C-type lectin domain family 6 member A-like. The record is from RefSeq and is a predicted model, not a curated record. The coding region runs from base 1262 to 2125 and encodes 287 amino acids. The transcript has 5 exons. Lineage: Eukaryota; Metazoa; Chordata; Actinopteri; Cichliformes; Cichlidae.
UAUCUCUGCACAGAUCACUUCAUCUCACACACUUUUUUGUGUGGAUGACGGAAGAAGACAAUCACUUAUGGCAGGGUGAUUUAAAGAAAUCCCCUGUCAGUUCUGACACACACACUGCACAUACAAUCACACGCUGGUCAUGAUUGCUGCUUGUGCGUGUUAGAUAAUUAUGCAGACAGACAUAAAUGCAGGCAGGUGACAAAUUUAAGGGAAAAUCUGAACCCCUGUUGCUCUGUGGGAGGCAGCUUUAAUUGUUUGUUUGUACAGGUUUCAAUGCAGUAGUGGUUCUCAAACUAUAUAGUGGGCCCCCUGGUGGGGCUUAAAGUCAGUGCAAGGAAGUGUUACCAACCAACCAGGGGGAAAUAUGUAGAGAAACUAAUCAGAAUUUAAGAAAAAUGAACAAGAAAAUCUUUCUAAAAGGGUCAUUAUUGUUAAUGAUUCAUAAUAGGUAUAAAUGUGAGCAUGAAGGAUUGCCUGUGUGUGUGUUAGACAGGAAAGGAUGUAUCUGGAUGUACCCAGCCUCUCACCUUGUGACAGAAGGCAAAGGCUCCAGCCCCUGGGAACUGGAUAAGCUGCUAAGAAAAUGUCUCUUUUAGAAGAAAGUGCCACUGCAGAUCACACACAGUUGUUCUGACUGAUCACCUUAAUUCUAAAUGUUUUUACCCUGAUGGGAAUGCUCUCUUUGGAGAUUCCUCCAUCCAUUAUAAACACGCGUUCAAUGAAUGUUUUCACCAGGAUGACAGUUAUGUAAAGCAUAUGGCCUCUGCAGCCACAAGAUCUAAAUAAGCAGUGCAAAAUGUUGGGUAGACAUGUUUAACAGCUUAUAUGUUUAUAUUGUGAAGGAAUAGCAUUUAACCCUCAUCCAUAAAACUGAAAAACAAAUGCCAAAGAGUACAGAAGCUAUUCUAGCAGUAAGCAGUGGCCUAAUAUCUUAACAACACACUUUAGUUGAUUUCUUUUCCUUUAAUAUGUCACCCAUGCAUACAUUGAAAUGUGUAUGUAUCUAUUUUUCCCCUUUUUUAGAGGUUAAUGCCAUUUUCAGGUAUAAAGAAGGCUAGAUUGUAACUUUGAAGGGAUGAAUCUGGUCUGGCAGGAAACAUUUUCCAUGGGUGUCCCUAAUAGGGUGAUAUGUGCAGUUAUUUGGUAGGUAAACUAACUGAAUGUUGAUUUUAACACACACUAAUGGAGAAAUAAAGAAUGACUUUGACUCUUCCUCUAACAGACUUGCUUGGUUAUCAGACCCAGCUCUGCUUUGCAUACCAUGCAGGGGAGUCAGUAUUUUAAUAUUCAUAUGAGAUACUGGACAUCAUUCCAUACCAAUCCCUCAACAGAGGAACGCUGGGCUGUUCUUUUGUACCUGCUGCUGGAAAACAAAGGAUUGUUGGUGACUGAAAAGUUAUGCAUCCAUGCUGUAAUAACUCAAGAAAAAUCCUAUGCUGAUUCUCUGCUGGAUGAGACCAUGGGAGUGAAUAAUGGAUCGACUCGGCUUGAAGAAGAAAAAAAGCUGGAAGCAUCCACAGAAAGAAUGGUUCAGCUCACACUGGUGUCUCAGUCCCAGUCGGCCCUGCAGGAAAACAAACUGAGAGGUUUGAGAAUCGGGCUGGAGAAGCUCAACCAGUCAUAUCAGCUCCUGUUCUCCCAGUACCCUGCUCUAAACCAGUACUGCCCAAUCAGCAACGCUACCACUGGUGAAAGAGAGUGCAGCCUAUGCUUACCUGGCUGGACGCCUCAGGGACAGAAAUGUUUCCUCUUCAGCCAGGACAGAGCUGACUGGAUCAGUAGUCAGUACCACUGCAUGGCACUGGGGGGCGUCAUGGCUAUAAUAAGGACAGAAGAGGAGCAGGAGUUUCUGUGGGAGAAGGCCCAGAGUCUGAGUCAGGGGGACUCAUACUGGGUAGGCCUGAGGAGCAGCGGCGCUGACGGGGGCUGGCAGUGGAGCGAUGGCUCGCUGCUGGAGAAGGGACCACAGUUUUGGGCACGCGACCCGGAUAAUGCAGGUGAAAGCAGGGAGGAUCUGUGUGGUCGACUCACCCCGAGAGUCGUGUACAGCAGGAGCUGGUUCACUUUCAGAUGCUCCAACAAGCUGAGGACGAUCUGUGAGAGGAGGCAAGCUUCUCUGACCUGA